CGCGCGGUGCUUGGCGUACUUAGAGGCCGUAGUUUCGCAGAUUUUGAAGGUUUCAAAGUUUUGUCUGUAAGAAGCAAAAUAGCGACAGUGUCCUGUUUCCUCGACAGAUGUAUGCAGUGCCAACCAUGGCCAAGGGAUGGCUCUUCUCCUUCUCUGGACUGUUGACUUUGGCUGCUGCCCAGAGCAGUGAUCUUCCGUGGCGAGCCCAUCACUCGAGCUUCGCGACGGACAAAGGAGUCGUGUUUGUGGGCGGCAGAACCGAUCAGAACGUUCCGCUUUCUCUUGGUGCACAAGAUGAGUCCAAGUCGAGGUUCAGAGGAGACACGAGAACAUGGCUUCUGUCAGCUCAGGACAUGAAUAUAUCACAGCUCUCCGCUCACUACACUCCUAGCAUCGGGCAACAUUGUGUCACCACCGAGGACAAAAAGCGGGCGUUCUGUACGGGAGGAUUUAGGGAUGACGGGAACAACCAUGCUCCGACCACGAACGGGAUAUGGGUUUACGAUACGACGACUGAUGUGGCGACGACUGUGGACAAUGCGGAUAGACUGUUUAGUCGGGCUUUCCAUACGUCUGUUGUACUAAACAAGUCACUGUACUUGAUCGGUGGUAUCGAUUGCUUGCAAUGCACGAAUCCAUGGCUUUUCUCCGCCGCUCAGACAGUCGUCUACGACGUAGGUACAAAAGCUGCGUCCACUUUACCCCUGAAGGGAAAAUUGGCGCCACUUCAGAUGCUGGGAGCAUGUGCCGUUGCCCUGCCCGACAACACAGCGUUAUUAAUCGGAGGGGAUGAGAUGGUGCCGCUUGUGGCACCUAUUGCGCAUCAACUAUGGCGGUUCGAUCCCAGGGAUCCCAGCAAAACCUUCGCACCGGUCAGGGGCGUAACUGGGACCGGCCCGCUUGGGAGAUGGGGAAUGUCGUGUGCAUUGGGAGGGGAUGGAACGACAGUCUGGGUACAUGGGGGAUGCGAUGGUGUCACUGGCCUACCUCCUUCCGAUCCUGCUAUCUACACCCUUGAUACAACGACAUGGAAGUGGUCGGUGGUAGAGCAGUCAAAGAAAGAGGGGCCCGGCCCACGGUGUUUUGCGGCAUCGGCCUUUGUCAACGAUGUCUUUAUGGUGCAUGGCGGAUACUCUACGUCGGGCCUUCUCGGCCUUAAGAGUCCUCUCGGACCACCAAAUCGAUCCCGCUCGAAGGAUCCGGCGUCAGAGCCGACGGCGAGUGUGCCUUCGAGGAUCCCGACGGCCACAGCCGUGCCAAACAGCCCCCAGCCCAGCUCACCUGCAGUGUCAAAAGGGGAACCGGUCCCGUCCGGGUCUGCACUGCCCCCAUCGGGGCAUCGGGAUCCUCCCGUACCGGAUAUAACAAACUGGCCACUGGCACGUCCCAACUAUCUGCAUGGCGUCAAAAACGGAAGGGUGUCGACCGGUUUCGCUGCGAAAUGGGACGAUCUUACGGCGAAAUGGGAUGAUUUCUCGGACAAUCACCGGCGUCUUGCGCGACGACAAGCACAAGUGUCAACGAGCGACACGAAGAUGUUCUUCUUCGACACGCGGAAAUCAGCGUGGACAGCUCCCACCAGCCUGCUAGCCACCAACGCUCAGACGUCCACCGCGCAACCAUCAACCGCGCAACCUCCAACCGCUCAACCGCCAACCACACAAUCGCAAGCCGGGCAGCCUCAAACGAGUGGAACCCCCAACACCGUCGUAACGGUCGCAGAGUCGGAAGCAACGACCAUGAACUCCAGCAAAACCGUAGCGAUCAUACUCGGAGUUAUUGCUUCCAUGGUCCUGGCAGGGGCGGCGUUCUUCGGAAUGGUGGUCUAUGUGUGGAAAGAGGAGGAUUUCAAAGGGAUAUACCGCGGGCUAGCCAAAAAAGCGCGAAGGGCCGGCAAGGCAAAAGCCUUCCGUUUCAAGACGAAGCGCAGUGGCAAAAACGGGGGCGGUGUUGCAACGACAAUGAACAUCAGUUCGCCAGACUACGACAGUUCCUCCACGCUCGUCAACCCAGAGCGAAAUGUCGUCAUCCCCUUGCUUGCACCACUCAAUUUCGACCACGGACCUGGGUUUUGGAAUGAAGCCAGUUUCCCGAUGAAUGAGAACCGCCCGGAGGAUCUUUCUGACUUGACCCGCGAAGUCGGGGACAUCGGCGGGCUACGGAUUGACCGGGAUCCUGAAGGAGGCUCGGCCGUACCGCAGAGAAGCGAAUCAAAGCGAUCGCCAACAGGCCUCAGACCACCGCAGGACACAGCAAUCAGCAAUGCGAUCACCGGAAUGAUCGACUCAACGGUUGGCAGAAACCAGGGGCAGGCGUCAAGUAGCUACUCUGGGUACACCUUCGAGCAGCCACUCACCUACCAGGUCGUGUACCCCCACUGGCCGCGCAUGCCAGAUGAGAUUGAGCUCCUCCCGAACGACCCGGUAGCGGUAAAGAAGAUCUACCGUGAUGGGUGGUGUCGUGGCAAGAAUCUUCGAACAGGCCAAUCGGGCAUGUUCCCAUUGCUUGCCAUUGAUGAUGCAGAGGAGGAAGACACUGAGGAUGUGGCGGGGUGGUGGGAUGACAGUGGGGUGCUUUCGCAAGGGCGGCCUCCUCAUGAUGAAUCGCACUCAUCCGAGAAGGAGAAAGCGAGCGAGCAUGUUAUCCAUGUCCAGUCGAUCGAGCCACUUGUGAGUACACACCAAUUGCGGAUUAGUCCAAGUGAUCAUUUAGGCUGAUAAUGGUCGCGUCUCCGCAGAAUGCAACUUCAACAUAACCCCCGCAAAGCCCUCCACUGU
Molecule: messenger RNA, 2777 nt
Organism: Fimicolochytrium jonesii
Lineage: Eukaryota; Fungi; Chytridiomycota; Chytridiomycetes; Spizellomycetales; Powellomycetaceae
Exons: 4
Coding region: 108-2717 (869 amino acids)
Molecular function (GO): protein binding
Source: RefSeq, a predicted model, not a curated record